CGCCUCUGUUUGUGUUUCUCCAUCGGCAACAAAUCGAUGCACGGAGCAGAUGUGUGGUUUUUUUUUUUUAAAUUAUUUUAUUUUAACAAUAGAUUUAAUAUAAUUUAGAACUGAAUUCCUCUCCCACGGCCGCGGUGAUGGAGUCCGGCUGUAAGGACGGGGUGAAAGGAGCCGUGCUGCACAUCGUGGUGGUCGGGUUCCACCAUAAAAGGGGCUGUCAGGUGGAGUUCUCUUACCCCCCCAUCACAGAUGAAGGUCACGACAGUAACUCGCUGCCUGAUCAGUGGAAGUACCUGCCGUUCCUCGCUCUGCCUGACGGAGCACACAACUAUCAGGAGGACACGGUGUACUUCCUCCUGCCGCCUCUGAGUGAGGACAUGAAGUGUGUGUAUGGCGUUUCCUGCUACAGACAGAUCGAAGCCAAGGCGCUGAAGGUGAGGCAGGCUGACGUCACCAGGGAGACGGUGCAGAAGAGUGUGUGUGUGCUCAGCAGAGUGCCGGUGUUCGGUCUGAUCGCGGCGAAGCUGCAGCUCAUUACACAUGCCUACUUCGAGGAGAAGGAUUUCUCUCAGAUCUCCAUCCUGAAGGAGCUGUAUGAUCACAUGAAUGGUUCCCUACGGUUCCCAACGCUAGAGGGAUCCCAGGUGUAUCUGGGUUUAUCUGCACGGGAUUUAAUAUUGCACUUUAAGCACAAGGUUCUAAUUCUGUUCAAGUUGAUUCUGCUGGAAAAGAAGGUGCUGUUCUAUAUUUCUCCUGUUGACAGAUUAGUGGGCACCCUGAUGACAGUUCUGUCCCUGUUCCCUGGUAUGAUUGAGCGCGGCCUGCCCGACUCCUCUCACUAUCAUCCUAGAAGCAGCCAGUCGGAGAGUGCUGACGUCAUCAAGAGCGUAGACCUCAAAGAGAACGCCGAGGUCUUUGUCGCCGAGCCGCCCACAGCCGACCAAUCGGAGAGCUCCGCCGCUGCCCCGCCCAACCCGAGCUCUCCUGAUUGGCUGGACAGCGAGUGGGAGAGUCUGGACCCGAGCGUCCUGGAGGAGGAGCAGGAGAAGGAGGGAGACGGAGGGAGAGGCGAGCACACGGAGCUUACGGAGUCGGAUUCGACCACGCCCAUCACUGUUCAACCCAAAGCCACGCCCACUCAGACCAACACGCCCAGCGACACACACGCACACAGUACACACUCACAUACACCCCUGCUGGAGGAGGACCAGUGCGGCCUUCCUCUCGCCAUCUUCACCAAGGGUUACCUGUGUUUACCCUACAUGGCUCUUCAGCAGCAUCACCUGCUCUGUGAUGUUAGAGUUCGAGGGUUUGUUGCCGGAGCAACCAACAUCCUGUUCCGUCAGCAGAGACACCUGAGCGACGCCAUCGUAGAUGUGGAGGAGGCUGUGAUCCACAUCGCUGACCCCGAGUUGCGGCGCGUCCUCAGCCUGACCACAGCUGACCUGCGUUUCUGCGACUUCCUGUUGAAGAGUGUGUCUGAGCACAGCGAGGACGUGUUCCUGGACGGGACCGGCUGGGAGGGAGGCGACGAAUGGAUCCGGGCUCAGUUCACACUCUACAUGCACACACUAUUAGCAUCAACGUUACAGCAUGACAAUGAGAAGCUGCUGGCGGAUUACGGCUCUGCUUUCGUCUCCGCCUGGAAGAUCUCACACAACUACAGAGUGUGGUCCAGCACACACCACCCGGCCAUAGGCGACAUCACCCCGGGUCACCCGUUCCAGGGGCAGUACAGCGUGGCGGACGUGAAGCUGCGUUUUUCACACUCUGUACAGAACAGUGAAAGAGGACGGAAACUGGGCAGCGCGGUGAUGAGCACCAGCAGGAGUGUAGUGCAGACCGGCAGAGCCGUAGGUCAGUCUGUGGGCGGGGCCUUGAACAGCGCCAAGUCAGUGAUGUCAUCGUGGUUCUCGACGCUUUCUCAGCCACCAGCGUUGAUUUCUAACCCGCAGUCUACAUCGACCAAUCAGUGAUGGCCUCUGCUCUGUUGUCUCACACACACACAAACACACCCCAUCAUCAUUUUAAGUACCCUUAGAUCUCACACACACUACAGUUCCAGUGUCCUUCCUGUCCUGUCUUACCCUGUUGUAUGUGUGUUUACGUGAAAUCGUCAGCCUUAACGUUCCUCACCGGGAGUUCAGGAUGGACUAAAUAUGUGGUAUAUUGUUGUAAUUUUACUCUGCCGUGUGUGUGUGUGUGUGUAUUAUGAGGAUGCAAACCAAGUAUAAGUAUGAGUGCAGGUUUUUAAUCCUCAUCACUUCUGAUUGUGAUACUACUCUACUUAGUAUUGAUCUGUCCAAUAUGUCAAGGAACACUUUUCUUCCUCUCUGUUUGUGUCGGUUCCUGCCGCGCUCUGCCGACACACAACACCUGCUGGAUUUUAAUCUUUAAUAGAGAGCGCCGUCCAAUCAAACAGCACCGUUUUAUUUGGAACUUUCUCUAAUAUUUGUGUUAGGGCAACAGUCUAGGCUCGGCACAUGAUGUCAGACGUUGGAGUUAAAGGAUUUUUACCAGUAGGAGUAAACACGCUUGGGUUCGGACCUGAUCGGACCGAUAUCCGUAUCGAUGCAUCCACUCUUUGUCCACCCGUCUGUCCUGUCUAUCUGGUGUUAAAAUCUGUCUGAUCUGAAAUGCUGAAUAUAAUGAAAUAAUAUAUUAAAAUUAUAUUAAUAAAAUUAUUUAUCUAGCAAAUUAUUAGUCACAACAUCUGGAUCAACACGACAUUUUAUUUUAUAUAUAUAUAUUUUUUUAUUUAAGCCUUUGAGACUCACGCACUACAAACAUGGACCCGCUGAGAUUUACAGUAUGUUUAAACAGAGCGGAGGGGUCCAGCAGGAUCGAGCGGAAGCUUCUGUCACUACACCAGAAUUGUGUGUCGAACCGGCCGACGUCGGUUUGCCUCUGUUCAUUGUUCAGUUGAAGCCUACAGGGCCAACUUACUUAGCAUGUGCGUUUAACUAUUCCUAGCAUGUAGCUUAGCAUGCAACCAUUAAAAAACGGUCCCUGGUCAAAUUUGAUCAUGUGACAUCAGCUCCAGGAUUUCAGUUCACCUUGCAAUAGUGUUCCCUAACUUUUAAUGUGUUACCUCUGGCUAGCUGGAAAGCUGACUAGGUCAACUCUCCUGCUUUCUGAUUGGCUGAAAGUGGAUCUCCCACAUUGCUGAGCCCAUGACACCUGUAUUGUGAUUUUUAUUUUUUAAAAUUCUUUAGACUUGUUUUAUGUGUAACUUAAAAUGAAAAUGUCUGAUUUAAUCUCUUUAUUUCAUUUGGGAAAACUACAGUGCAUCCAUGUUCUGCAUCAAUGUAGCUGGACAUUUUGAUUUUAAAAGCAUGAUUUUACUUUAAGUGUUUUUACUUUUACCUUUUUUGGUGUUUUUCAUUUUAUUUUAAGUUUUACACGUUUCCUCAAUGCACCUUGAGAUAUAUUUGACUUUAGUCUUAAUAAAUUAAAAAGGAUUAUUUUCUAUGA
This is a messenger RNA of Clarias gariepinus (North African catfish), 3474 nucleotides long. It is a transcript of the gene avl9, whose product is annotated as AVL9 homolog (S. cerevisiase). The coding region runs from base 138 to 1976 and encodes 612 amino acids. The record is from RefSeq and is a predicted model, not a curated record. Gene Ontology annotation, cellular component: cytoplasm. The transcript has 16 exons. NCBI's taxonomy places the organism in Eukaryota, Metazoa, Chordata, Actinopteri, Siluriformes, Clariidae.